Nicotiana tabacum (common tobacco) is the source of this 2017-nucleotide messenger RNA. The record is from RefSeq and is a predicted model, not a curated record. NCBI's taxonomy places the organism in Eukaryota, Viridiplantae, Streptophyta, Magnoliopsida, Solanales, Solanaceae.
AUACUUCCAUAAAAUAGACUUUGACACUUGAGCUUUCAAUUUUAAUAAUAUAUUCUUCAUUCUUCCUUCUUCAUUCUUCAUUCCCUUUCUCUCUUUCUUACUAUUAUUUCACACUUCUAUGCACUUCUGUCCCUGUUAUUCCCUAGAAUCUCUCUCUCUGUCUCGUGCACAAAAAAUCACACACACACACACACACACACUAUUGGAUUCCUUGCUUUAGCUUCAAAUUUCUGCUAAUUAAUCUUUUGCUUUCUUUUUUCUCCACCUCAAUUUCGGUUUCGUCUUCUUCCCUCAGUUUCCUAAUCUUUUUUGGUCUCAAGAAACCCUAAUUCUUCUUAAAUUCACGGAUUUUCAAAUACCAUAUUGUAAUUCAGCUUAAAGGUGUUGGAUUUAGGCUGUUUCUGGAGUUGGAAUUUUGGGAAAAUCUGGGAAUUUUAUAAAUUUCUUUAAAAAUUGAUCCUUUUUUGUGUUAAAUUUAAAACCUUAAUUUUCAAAUUUGGUAUCUGUCAUCAGAAUUUGGCUUUGUUUGGUGUUAGAAAGGGUUUGCUGGAUUUCUGGUUUUAAGUUAAGGGAUUUUGUACUUAUUUUAAUAUAUAGUGAAGUUUGUGAAGGAUAAGAAAAUGGAUAAAUACGAGCUUGUGAAAGAUAUAGGGUCAGGGAAUUUUGGUGUGGCAAGGCUGAUGAGGCACAAGGAAACCAAAGAACUUGUGGCAAUGAAAUACAUUGAGAGAGGACAUAAGAUUGAUGAGAAUGUAGCAAGGGAGAUCAUUAAUCAUAGAUCGCUUCGGCAUCCAAACAUAAUUCGAUUCAAGGAGGUGUUAGUGACUCCCACUCAUCUUGCCAUUGUUAUGGAAUAUGCAGCUGGUGGAGAACUGUUUGAGCGCAUUUGCAAUGCAGGAAGGUUUAGUGAAGAUGAGGCUAGGUACUUUUUCCAGCAGCUUAUUUCAGGAGUUCACUACUGUCACAACAUGCAAAUAUGCCAUAGAGAUUUGAAGCUGGAGAAUACGCUUCUUGAUGGAAGUCCAGCUCCACGCUUGAAGAUAUGUGAUUUUGGAUACUCAAAGUCGUCCCUGUUGCAUUCGAGGCCAAAAUCAACUGUUGGGACUCCAGCUUAUAUUGCUCCUGAGGUCCUAUCAAGAAGAGAAUAUGAUGGCAAGCUGGCUGAUGUUUGGUCAUGCGGGGUGACACUUUAUGUGAUGCUGGUUGGGGCAUAUCCUUUUGAAGAUCAGGAGGAUCCGAAGAAUUUUAGGAAAACUAUUCAACGAAUAAUGGCGGUACAGUACAAGAUUCCCGACUAUGUUCACAUAUCACAAGAUUGUAGGCACCUUCUCUCUCGGAUAUUUGUUGCUAAUCCAGCAAGGAGGAUCACAAUCAAAGAAAUCAAGUCUCACCCAUGGUUUUUGAAGAAUUUGCCGAGGGAAUUAACAGAAGCAGCACAGGCAGCUUAUUACAGAAGAGAAAACCCAACAUUUUCACUUCAGAGUGUUGAGGAGAUCAUGAAAAUUGUGGAAGAGGCAAAGACUCCCGCUCCAGCUUCCCGUUCAGUCUCAGGCUUUGGCUGGGGAGGAGAAGAAGAAGAAGAGGAGAAGGAAGGAGAUGUAGAAGAAGAGGAAGAGGAUGAAGAAGAAGAAGACGAAUAUGAAAAGCAAGUGAAGCAGGCACAUGAAAGCGGAGAAGUUCGUCUCACCUAAGUGCACAUUAUCAUCUUUUCUCAUAAAGAACUGUGGACAAACCCCUAGUCCUAAAUUAUCUUUCUUUGGCUUGUGAAAGACUAGCUUUUAGCAUUUCAUGGUUGUGUAGAAGUUGUUUCACCUAGGCCUUACAUUAUCUUUUUUUGCUUGUGGAAAGUUACACUUUCUUUUUAAGUGUGGGGCAUUUCGUGGUUGUGUAAAAUUUAUCUUUCUUGUUGUUUGGAAUUCAAAAAGUCUGUAAAAUUUUCAGAGUUUUUUGGUAAGGAUGCUUGUGAAUUAUGUUACCAUGAGACAAAGGAAAUGGUGCCCUGAAGUUGAGACUCGAA